Coprinopsis cinerea okayama7#130 is the source of this 1182-nucleotide messenger RNA. RefSeq lists its product as hypothetical. Bases 1 to 1182 code for a protein of 393 amino acids. Gene Ontology annotation, biological process: RNA processing. The record is from RefSeq and is a predicted model, not a curated record. Gene Ontology annotation, molecular function: RNA binding. Lineage: Eukaryota; Fungi; Basidiomycota; Agaricomycetes; Agaricales; Psathyrellaceae. The transcript has 3 exons.
AUGUACUCUAAACGAAAACGACACACAGACCACCCCCGCGAACCUAAUUACGACCCCCGUCGCGUUCAAGAGGACUACGAGCGUACCCAAGCUGACCAUGCUCGCGCUCUGGCGAAAUUCCAGCUUCAGGCGUACGAGGCGGACGUUGUGACAGGCCCUGUCGCGAAAGGCAGAGCCAGGAUGUUGGAGUACGUGGAAGGAGUUGGACCAGGGAAGGGAUUGAUCGCCUGCGCUCCAGGCGAUGAAGAGGGUUCUGGCUCCGGUGCACAGAGCGAUGCAGGAUGGGGCGGAUUCGAUGGCGGAGAAGACGUUAUCUCGUUGGGGAGCUCUGCGGUGACCUCAAAGUCGUCCACCGCACCGAACAGGGUCACUGGGGAAUCCGGGGUAGGAAAAACAGUUUGGGUUGACCGAUACGACGCUCGGUUACUUCUCGACUCGUUCGCCUCGAGAUCCCUGGGCCAUGAUGGGAGACAUGCCAGCUCUCGGUCCACAGAAGCGUUGGACGAAGACUCGGAUUCUGGCUGGUCAGAUCUCCCAGAUGUGGAGGAGGUCGCAGAAACAUUCCUUCUAUCUCCUGACGAAGCACUGGAACUCCAUCGUCAGAAACGUCGCAAGCUUAUGGAUGAAGCUUGGGAGCGGAGGAUCCGGGAACGAGAAGAGGAGGAUGCAGAGGACGAAGCCUCUGAAGCAGCAGCGGCAGCGGCCCUACUAGACGAAGAGCCCAUACCAGAAAUGCUUACCCUAAUGCAACGCACCGCAUCGCACCUGGCCUCGGCCUCCAACCCUGCUCAGCUCGAGAUGCGAAUAUUGGCCAACCACGGCAACGACGAGAGAUUCUCAUUCAUGCGGGAAGGCGGCAGGAGUAGAAACGUCUGGUUGAGAAUCAAGGCGGAGGCGGUGGAAAAGGUCAAGAAGGCGAAAGAGGCUGAGGAGAAGGAGAAGCAGAAGAAACGGGGGCUAGGCAUGGGGGUGUUGGCUGGGUAUGAUAGUGAGGAUGAGAGUGGAAGUGAGGGAGAGGAGGCGCCUCCGCCACCUCCGCCCCCGCCUGAGGACGAAGCUCCAGCACCUCCACCGCCCCCACCACCUGCCAAUGUACCGGACAAAGAGGCUCUCAAGGCUGCGCGUCGUGAGAAAGCGCGCCAGUGGCUUGAAGAGAGGAAAAAAUCUGGUACAAAUUCAUGA